This is a messenger RNA of Trematomus bernacchii (emerald rockcod), 1799 nucleotides long. It is a transcript of the gene hao1, whose product is annotated as hydroxyacid oxidase (glycolate oxidase) 1. The coding region runs from base 615 to 1730 and encodes 371 amino acids. Gene Ontology annotation, molecular function: oxidoreductase activity; FMN binding. The transcript is spliced from 8 exons. The record is from RefSeq and is a predicted model, not a curated record. NCBI's taxonomy places the organism in Eukaryota, Metazoa, Chordata, Actinopteri, Perciformes, Nototheniidae.
AGUGGAAACGCAAACAUUGAAAAGCAAAGAUAAUAAAACAUGAAUAAAAGUUACAGUGCAGUGCAAGAUGUCAAUAGUUCAGUUAAAACCAGAGGCAAAAAGAAAAGCCUUCAGCCUGGAUUUAAGAGUUGCAGCGGACCGGCAGGUUUCUGGCAGUUUGUUCCAGAUAUUUGGAAAUAUCCCUAAAAGCAAUAAACAUACUGUUUCAUUUGGACAGUAUGUUUGGAACCAAAGUGAGGAUUUAAUUUUAGCAUUAUAGAUUUAAAAGAAUUAUAUAUAACUACCAAUAAUAUCAAUGUCAAUUUUAUUUCAUAAUCCUCAUAGACUUCAAAAUAAUGAAAAAAGUGUUACAAUGUCUUUGUAAACAUGCUGCUUGCCUAGUUUCAGCUUAAACACACUGUAUAAAGGGCAGCCAAUCGGAGGACAGAGGGUCUAUGAGUGGUUUGGAUAAAAGCUAAAUAACAUGUAGUGUUUGUUCUGUUAUCUUGUGUAAACUGCCCCCCUCAGAAGUGAUGCUUAGGAAGAGGCCGGCUGCAGCAGGUUAAUGAUUACAGCGGCUCUGUUUAUCAGUGUGUGUGUCCUGUGUGUGAGGGACAGACGCUCAGGGGACAGCCAUGGCAGGACAGCGUGUGUGUGUGUCCGACUUCGAGAAAGAAGCUGAGAAAGUUCUUCCUAAAGCCGUUUACGAUUACUACCGCUCAGGAGCUGAUGAGCAGAGCACACUGGCUGACAAUGUGGCUGCCUUUAACAGGUGGCGUCUCCUCCCCCGGGUGUUGAGGGACGUCUCCUCAGUGGACCUGUCCGUCUCUGUGCUGGGUCAGAAGCUCAGCAUGCCGGUGUGUGUGGGAGCCACCGCCAUGCAGAGGAUGGCCCACCCUGAGGGGGAGAUGGCCACAGCCAGAGCAAGCCGAGCAGCGGGGACAGGGAUGAUGCUGAGCUCCUGGGCCACAUCCACCAUAGAGGAAGUGAUGUCAGCGAUGACAGCCACAGGAGGCGGGGUCAUGUGGCUGCAGCUCUACAUCUACAGAGACCGAGAGCUCACUCUGUCAUUGGUCCGCCGGGCAGAGGAGGCGGCCUAUAAGGCCAUAUUUGUUACCGUGGAUACACCUUACCUGGGGAGGCGAUUGGAUGACAUGCGCAACCGCUUUAAACUUCCCUCACACCUCAGCCUGUCUAACUUCUCAUCAGCCUCCCUGGCUUUCUCUGAGGGUAACUAUGGCAACGACAGUGGUUUGGCUGUUUAUGUUGCCAAAGCGAUAGACCCCACCCUCUGCUGGGACGACAUCACAUGGCUGAAAAAACACACACACCUACCUGUGAUCGUCAAGGGAGUCCUAAAUGCUGAGGAUGCUGUCCAAGCUGUGAACUAUGGAGUCGAUGGUAUCCUGGUGUCCAAUCACGGAGCUCGACAGCUGGAUGGGGUUCCUGCCACGCUGGAUGUGCUGGAGGAGGUGGUGAGGGCGGUGCAGGGGCGCUGUGACGUCUUCAUGGACGGAGGAGUGAGGCGGGGGUCAGACGUGCUGAAGGCUUUAGCUCUGGGGGCCAAGGCAGUCUUCAUCGGCCGCCCCGUGCUGUGGGGGCUCGCCUGUCAGGGGGAACAGGGAGUGACAGAGAUCCUGGAACUUUUUAAAGAGGAGCUACGACUGGCUAUGGCUCUCUCAGGUUGUCGUUCUGUAUCUGAGGUCAGCAGGUCUCUGGUCAGGAGAGCAGACUUCACUUCCAGGAUGUAAGAGAUGAACCUGCUGAUGAGGCUAUAUUAUACUGCUAUUUGUCAUAUUAUUAAACUAUUUUUUUAUUCA